Messenger RNA from Clonostachys rhizophaga, 1038 nucleotides. NCBI's taxonomy places the organism in Eukaryota, Fungi, Ascomycota, Sordariomycetes, Hypocreales, Bionectriaceae. The record is from the annotation of a GenBank genome assembly.
AUGGCGACUCAAUCAACCUUUCCUCAACCUCCUUACCCUCUUCACGAUUCAGUGAAAGAUUUGCUGGACCCCGAGUAUGUUAAAUUCUACAACAAGUACCUUCUCAAUGUGCCGCAGGUACACUAUCAACCAGUUUCUGCCUCUCGUGUUGGAGGUCGGCUAAUCCCAGGCGGAACUGACCCAGUGCCCGUAGGGGCCACGACUGAUGUUCAGCUUCCCCGCAAGGAAUCUGCGGGACCUCCGGUUCCUGUGAGGGCCUUCAUCCCUCCAGGAACACCACCUCCUUCAGGAUGGCCAGUCUUCCUCUGGUACCAUGGAGGCGGCUGGGUAUUGGGAAAUAUCGACUCCGAAAACAGUCUCUGCACCAACCUGUGUGUCAGCGCAGAGUGCGUGGUCGUUACUACAGACUAUCGUCUGGCACCAGAGAGCCCGUUUCCUGCUGCAGUCCACGAUGCUUGGGAGGCUGUACUUUGGGUUGUUAAAGGUGCGGCGGCUCUCGCUUUGAGCACGACUCUUGACCUUUCCAAACUCUCCAUUGGCGGCUCAAGCGCCGGUGGCAAUCUCGCAGCCAUUAUGACACACAGAGCGCUCGUGCAUGAGGCGUUUAUUGGCCAGCCAGGCUUCAAAUACCAGAUCUUGGUAGUUCCCGUGACGGACAAUACUGCGUCCACUGAAUCAAGCCCUACAUACAAAUCAUAUGAACACACUGCGGCUUUACCGGCUGACAAGAUGCUGUGGUACCGACGUCACUACCUGCCAAAUGAGGCGGACUGGCUGUCGCCCGAAGCAUCGCCUCUUCAUGCCACUGUUGAAACAUUCUCCAAACUGCCACCUGCACUGAUCGUUGUCGCCGGCUUGGAUGUGCUGCGGUGGGAAGGAGAGGAAUACGCACGGAAGAUGAAAGAGUUCGGUAGUCAGGCUGAAGUAGCAGUGAUCGAAGGAGUGCCGCAUCCAUUUAUUGUCAUGGACGCAGUGCUACAAAAGGGCAGAGAUGGUGUGAAGCUGGUUUGUGAGAAGCUUGCGGAAGCUCUCAAGUAG